Molecule: messenger RNA, 1587 nt
Organism: Gossypium arboreum
Lineage: Eukaryota; Viridiplantae; Streptophyta; Magnoliopsida; Malvales; Malvaceae
Product: probable xyloglucan galactosyltransferase GT15
Exons: 1
Coding region: 1-1587 (528 amino acids)
Molecular function (GO): glycosyltransferase activity
Source: RefSeq, a predicted model, not a curated record
AUGUGGGCAGGAAUGCAGGCCGGAUUUUCGUUCAAAGAAGAAUUUAUGAAACAUUGGCUGCCGUUUUCAAUAGCUCGAGGCAUCCUCAAGUUUGUAAACAAGCCAUUUCUUUUUUUCUUUCAUCUCUUCAUCCCCUUGACUGCAAUGAAAUUCCAUGCACUGAUGAGAGAGUUUUGUGUUGGAAAACCCAUCAUAAGCAAAUGGAGAAACCAGUGCAGAAGAACAAAUUACAGCACAUAUUUGUGGUUUCUUCUUAUAUUUUCCAUUGUUGUAUUAAUCCUUCUUCAUCACCUGUUCUUUUCAAUGGAUGCUCCAACUUCAUCACACCACCACUCCAAGAAGAAGAUUCGUAGUUUAGUUGGUGAAAGUUCAAGUCAAGAUUCAUGCUUGGGUCGAUAUAUUUAUAUCCAUGAUCUUCCCAAGCGAUUCAAUCAAGAUUUGCUCACCAACUGUCAGAUUCUUACAAGGCCCACUGAUAAAACCAGUAUGUGUGUAUAUGUACAAAAUUCUGGUAUUGGUCCUCAGAUUCAAAACUCUGACACUUCGGAUAUAUGGAACAGCAAUUGGUUUUCGACGAAUCAAUUCAUAUUAGAAGUUAUUUUCCAUAAUAGGAUGAAGAAAUACAAGUGUUUAACUAAUGAUUCAAUCGUUGCUUCUGCCAUUUUCGUCCCGUAUUAUGCUGGUUUGGAUCUUCGUCACUAUCUAUGGGGAUUCAAUGCUUCCAUGAGAGUUUCCUCGGGUUUUGAUUUGAUUAAUUGGCUUAAACAAAGACCCCAAUGGAAAUCCAUGUCGGGUAAAGAUCAUUUCUUGGUUUCCGGUAGGAUUGCUCGUGAUUUCAGGAGAAAAUCCGACAGAAAAUCUGAAUGGGGAAGCAACUUCAGAUUCUUACCAGACUGUAAGAACAUGUCGAUGUUAACAAUCGAAUCAGGUCCAUGGGAAAACGAAAUAGCUGUUCCAUACCCGACUAGCUUCCAUCCUUCAACAGGUGAUCAAGUUCUUCAAUGGCAGAAUCUAAUGAGAACCCAAAACAGGUCAUACUCAUUCUCUUUCGCAGGUGGCUCAAGAAACCGACAAAAGAAAUCAACAAGGAAUGAGAUCAUCCGCCAUUGCCAAGCUUCAAAGCUCUGCAAAUUACUCGACUGUAACUCAGUGGGACAUAAAUGUGAUGAUCCGUUGAACUUGAUGAACUUAUUUGGAAGGUCAAUCUUCUGCUUACAACCACCAGGGGAUUCAUUAACGAGAAAAUCUACAUUUGAUUCCAUUUUAGCUGGUUGUAUCCCGGUGUUCUUCCAUCCAGGGAGUGCUUACACACAAUAUUUAUGGCAUUUACCAAAUAAUUACACCAAGUAUUCUGUAUAUAUAUCGGCAAAAGGUUUGAGAUCGGGAAAAGCCAGAAUUGACGAGACAUUGCUUCAAGUUUCCAACGACGAUGAAUUGUCAAUGAGAGAAGAGGUGAUAAGAUUGAUUCCCAGGAUUAUAUAUGCCGAUGGACGAUCUAGAUUGGAGAGUACUGAAGAUGAUGCAUUUGAUUUGGCAAUCAAGGGAGUUUUGAAAAGAAUAGAGACAUUAAGGGGAUGUGGCAUUUGA